Messenger RNA from Brugia malayi, 666 nucleotides. Its product is annotated as venom allergen antigen-like protein 1, putative. The transcript has 6 exons. Lineage: Eukaryota; Metazoa; Nematoda; Chromadorea; Rhabditida; Onchocercidae. The record is from RefSeq and is a predicted model, not a curated record. The coding region runs from base 1 to 666 and encodes 221 amino acids.
AUGUUGUCUUCAAAUACGUAUUCCAGAAACUGCAUAAAAGUUGUGGCAGGUUUUGAAUGUCCAGGAGGUCGACUAACACCACAGCAACGUAAAGAUAUCGUUCGUCAGAACAAUAAAUUUCGUUCAUUACUAAUUCAUGGAAAACUUAAAAAUAGGAAUGGUACAUAUAUGCCACGCGGCAAGAAUAUGUUGCUACUGAAGUGGAGUUGUCAGUUAGAAAAUUCUGCGCAAAGAUGGGCAAAUCAAUGCGUCUUUGGGCACUCUCCGAGAAAUCAAAGACAAGGAAUCGGUGAAAAUGUCUAUGCCUACUGGUCAUCAGAAAGCGUCGAAAAGCUUAGAAAUACCGCUGGUACGGAAGCCGGCAAAAGUUGGUGGUCAGAACUUCCGAAACUGUACAAACAGAAUCCUUCGAACAAUCUGACUGAUGAUGUUGCCAGACAAGGUGUUUUACAUUUCACACAGAUGGCCUGGGGUAAAACGCAUAAAAUUGGUUGUGGUAUAGCAACAAACUGCGAUGGUGGUCGCACACUCAUAGCUAUUUGCCAUUAUUCACCCGCUGGAAAUAUGCUAAAAGAACUGAUAUAUGAGCUUGGCGAACCAUGCAAAACGGAUAGCGAUUGUAACACAAAGAAAUGUGCCAAAAAAUCUGGAUUGUGUAGAAAAUGA